UGUACCCUGGAUCUGCUCCAUCCCCCCCUUUUUUUUGUUUUGGCUAUCAGGCAUUUCUGGUCUGGAAAUAACAGCUCUACCAAAUGGACAAUAUGUCGAUUACGAACACGCCAACAAGUAACGAUGCUUGUCUGAGCAUCGUUCACAGUCUGAUGUGCCAUCGACAAGGAGGGGAGAGUGAAACGUUUGCAAAGCGAGCAAUUGAAAGCUUAGUGAAAAAGCUGAAGGAGAAGAAAGAUGAGUUGGAUUCGUUGAUUACAGCCAUUACGACCAACGGCGCUCAUCCUAGCAAAUGUGUUACAAUUCAGAGGACAUUGGAUGGAAGGCUUCAGGUGGCCGGUCGCAAAGGUUUCCCUCACGUAAUUUACGCUCGGCUAUGGCGGUGGCCCGAUCUCCACAAAAAUGAACUCAAGCAUGUCAAAUAUUGCCAGUACGCUUUUGACCUGAAAUGCGACAGUGUCUGUGUAAAUCCAUAUCAUUACGAACGUGUUGUGUCGCCUGGCAUUGAUCUUUCAGGACUGACACUGCAGAGUUCUGCGCCUUCCAGCAUGCUGGUGAAAGACGAGUACGUUCACGAGUUCGAAGGGCAGCCGUCACUAUCAGCCGCCGAAGGCCAUUCGGUCCAGACUAUCCAGCAUCCUCCGAGCAACAGGGGGCCCACGGACACUUACAGCACCCCAGCCAUGUUGGCUCCGUCGGAGUCCAACCCUCCCAACGCCGCCAACUUCCCCAACAUUCCCGUCGCUUCCACAAGUCAGCCCGCCAGUAUGUUGCCAGGCGGCCACAGUGACGGACUCCUACAGAUCGCUCCCGGGCCUCAGCCGGGAACUCAACAGAACGGCUUCACAGCUCAGCCCGCCACUUACCAUCACAAUAGUACAACAACUUGGACCGGGAGUCGAACCGCGGCGUACACACCCACCAUCCCUCACCAUCAGAAUGGACAUCUUCAGCAUCACCCGCCUAUGCCCCAUCCUGGACAUUACUGGCCAGUUCAUAAUGAACUUGCAUUCCAGCCUCCUAUAUCCAAUCACCCUGCUCCAGAAUACUGGUGUUCGAUCGCCUACUUCGAAAUGGAUGUGCAAGUGGGUGAAACGUUCAAAGUCCCUUCGAGCUGCCCAGUUGUUACUGUCGAUGGAUACGUGGACCCUUCAGGAGGGGACCGUUUUUGUCUUGGCCAGCUCUCCAACGUUCACAGAACGGAAGCCAUCGAGAGGGCAAGGUUGCAUAUAGGUAAAGGUGUGCAGCUGGAAUGCAAAGGCGAAGGCGACGUCUGGGUCCGGUGUCUCAGCGACCACGCGGUCUUUGUUCAGAGUUACUACCUGGACCGAGAAGCAGGACGUGCCCCGGGAGAUGCGGUUCACAAAAUUUAUCCGAGUGCCUACAUAAAGGUGUUUGAUCUACGCCAGUGUCAUCGCCAGAUGCAGCAGCAGGCGGCCACAGCGCAGGCGGCCGCAGCGGCUCAGGCCGCCGCUGUGGCAGGGAACAUCCCGGGUCCAGGGUCCGUAGGGGGAAUCGCUCCCGCCAUCAGCUUGUCGGCGGCCGCAGGGAUUGGCGUGGACGACCUCCGCCGCUUGUGCAUCCUCCGGAUGAGCUUCGUCAAGGGCUGGGGCCCCGAUUACCCAAGGCAGAGCAUCAAGGAGACGCCGUGCUGGAUCGAAAUCCACUUGCACCGCGCCCUACAGCUCCUGGACGAAGUCCUGCACACCAUGCCCAUCGCCGAUCCGCAGCCUCUCGACUGAGAGGCCCCGGGUGGCCGCCGAGCCGGCGCUAGCGGAGGAGGGUGGAUUGUAAAAUACGGUUUCAUUUAUUAACCGGAAGGUAUAGGUCACUUCCGUUCUGCUUAAUCUCUUAACCAGGUUUUAAAGAGAAAGAUGUCUUUGCCACCUUGCACUCAGCAGAAAGAGCCUGAACCCCACUGCCCGUUUGAACCCGUUCACUCCUUUGCGGUGUGCUGGGGGGGGGGGCGUGUAUGUGGUGGGGGGAGUCACCUGUUCCUGUCCUCCUUUCGCUGUCCCAAUCGUGUGGACUUCGCCAGAGGCCUGGCGUCGAGCUGAACGAUCGCUAAGCAUGCAGGGAAGCCCGGAGUCGACCCCCUCGCUCGUGCGGAUAGCCCGCCGCUCGCCGAAUCCACCCCCCCGUGAGCAAAAUCGUGUCGAUUUAUUCGGAAGGGAUGAUGUGGUGCUGGAGUGCAGGUCUCAGAGGAGACUUCUUCGAUGUAAAAUAUUUAUGGAAGCAUACUCUUUUAAAGAAACAACAAACACUAAAAGGAAUUGGCUUCAAAGCCGGUGCUCAAUUUAAACACAACAUGAAAUAGUUCAAAGGGAGGCUUGCCCAUUCAAUUUACACAACGAAUGUUUAAUAACAGAAGUGUCUUUUCGUCGCUGUUCCCCAGUGGUUUUCAGUACAGCGAAGAGCAGUUGAGAGCGCAUGAAUGAGAGUGUGUGUGUGAGUGUGUGUUUGUGUGCGUGCGCAUUACUGAACAUGGAGUGCCAUCCUAAAAGUCCUGGAAAUCAUGCUUAGCGGUUUGGUUGCAUCAUGGAGAAUCCAGAUUUCCUAAUGUGUUCAGUAUUUCUACUCAGGGCAAGAUGGCAAACUUGUUUUUUAUACCUCGUGGUUAUUCUAAGCUCUUAACGCCAUCGACGGUCUUACCGAUUUGCAUUUUGACUUUGUAUAGAGAAUUUCAAGUAGAAGUUGCAAAUGUAUUGGCUGUACGACUGGCGCAAUAUUACGCUUUCUCUAGUUAAUAAAACUUACCAGUAAAAUUCUGAGAA
Gekko japonicus is the source of this 2774-nucleotide messenger RNA. It is a transcript of the gene SMAD4, whose product is annotated as SMAD family member 4. The transcript is spliced from 11 exons. Bases 84 to 1742 code for a protein of 552 amino acids. Gene Ontology annotation, molecular function: DNA-binding transcription factor activity, RNA polymerase II-specific; I-SMAD binding; RNA polymerase II cis-regulatory region sequence-specific DNA binding. Lineage: Eukaryota; Metazoa; Chordata; Lepidosauria; Squamata; Gekkonidae. Gene Ontology annotation, biological process: cell differentiation; regulation of transcription by RNA polymerase II; BMP signaling pathway. The record is from RefSeq and is a predicted model, not a curated record. Gene Ontology annotation, cellular component: heteromeric SMAD protein complex.